Tetrahymena thermophila SB210 is the source of this 1068-nucleotide messenger RNA. Its product is annotated as class IV aminotransferase. The record is from RefSeq and is a predicted model, not a curated record. Gene Ontology annotation, molecular function: catalytic activity. The transcript is spliced from 8 exons. Lineage: Eukaryota; Ciliophora; Oligohymenophorea; Hymenostomatida; Tetrahymenidae. Gene Ontology annotation, biological process: carboxylic acid metabolic process.
AUGGAGAAUUUUAAGGUUGGGUAGUAUCCAGGUAAAACAAAAGUAGCAACUAAAGAAGAGAUAAUUGAAAAGCUAGAAUAAACUUAUCGCAAAAAGAAUAUAUAAAUGCUUGGCUUUUACUCAUCAGAUUUGGACUGUAUAAUUGAUGAUCCUGCUUUUAUGUUAGUUCCUAUAGAUGAAAGAAUGCUUAAUCGUUCUCAUGGCGUCUUUGAUUCUAUGGCUAUUACAAAAUUUAGGUUCUUUAGACUUACUUAGCACUUGCAAAGAUUUGAGAACUCAGCUAAAAAAGUAGGAAUCUAAAUGCCAAUGUCUAUAGAUCAAAUUAAAGAAAUUAUGAUGGACUUAGCUUCAUUUUCCUACAAAAAGCUUUACGAACAAAAUAAUUAAGCAGAUUUAGAAGGCACUGUAUUAAAUAUAAGAAUAUGGCUUUCGUCAGGAAGAGGAGAUUUUGGUAUUUAUUCAAAUGAUAAAAAACCUAUUUUUUAUGCUUGCACUUUUAUCCCUACUACCCCUUACGAUAAAUUGAAAGAGGGAGUUAAAGAAUUUACAGUUAAUCUGGGGUAGCAUGAAAUAGAAAAUAUAUAAUAAGCAAAAUCUAUUUCAUAUUUAGAAAAUGCCAUCAUAGCUAAUGCUUCUAAAAGUAAAGGAGGAUAUUUAGGAAUUAAGGUUGAUGAAAAUGGAUUCUUGUUAGAAGCUUCAAUAGCAAGUAUCGGUAUGGUAUUGAAAAACAAAGAAUUUGUUUCUCCUCCAGCUGAUAAAAUAAUAGAAGGAACUACCCUUAAAAAAUGCAUGCAAUACAUAGAAAAAGAAUUGAUACCAUAAGGUUAUAUAAAGGCAGCAGAACGUAGAUAUUUUGAUCUAUAAUAUGUUCACGAAAAUGUUUAAGAAUUUAUUCUUUUUGGAGGUGAUAAGAUUAUACCUGUACUUUAAUUAAAUGAUAAAUAAAUUAACGACGGAUAAAAAGGCCCAAUAUGCUAAAUGAUAUAAGAUUGGUUUAAAAACUAGAAGUAAGACUUAGGUGAUGAAUUAGUUGAUGUUAGUUUUUUAAAAAAUGAAAAGAAUAACUGA